AUGGCGAUUUUGGCGCUCACCACGUCUCUCAAGGACAUGCGCGAACGAAUCAGUAGAAUUGUGAUCGGCUCCGACACUCAUGGAAAGGCCGUGACAGCUGAUGAUAUCGGAGUGACCGAUGCCCUUACGGUGCUGAUGCGAGACACAGUGCGUCCAAAUCUGAUGCAAACACUCGAAGGAACGCCUGUCUUCGUGCAUGCAGGACCAUUCGCCAACAUCGCCCAUGGACAAAGUAGUAUUCUUGCGGAUAAGGUUGCCCUCAAGCUUGUCGGAGAGGAUGGAUAUGUUAUCACCGAGGCUGGUUUCGGUGCAGACAUAGGAAUGGAAAAAUUCUUUAAUAUCAAAUGCAGGUGUUUCGGAUUACAGCCAUCUGCCCGUAUUUUAAGUAGCCACCGUUCGCCUUGA
Cooperia oncophora is the source of this 405-nucleotide messenger RNA. The record is from the annotation of a GenBank genome assembly. Lineage: Eukaryota; Metazoa; Nematoda; Chromadorea; Rhabditida; Trichostrongylidae.